This is a messenger RNA of Enterobius vermicularis (human pinworm), 1380 nucleotides long. Lineage: Eukaryota; Metazoa; Nematoda; Chromadorea; Rhabditida; Oxyuridae. The record is from the annotation of a GenBank genome assembly.
AUGACUUUUUACGAUGGAAUCCAAAACAAUAUGGUAAUGCUACAGAAUCAUCAUUUUGAUCAAGCCGUACGUUUGAUCAGUGAUAACGAUGUUCGAGUAAAUUAUACGGGUCAUGUUCGCUAUUAUAUUCCAUUUUCAACAGAAUCGCUUUGUAAAUUGGAUGUUAAAUUUUUUCCUUUUGAUAUACAACAGUGUACACUGAUGUUCGGUUCAUGGGCUCAUUCAAAUGAGUCUAUCAAAUAUGCACUAUACACUAAUCUAAGUUUAAUUGACUUCUAUGACAAUCAAGAGUGGGAAUUGGACAUGACGCACAGUAAAAUUGUUUCUAAACCAGUCUUGUAUGAUUACUUGGAUCCACCGUUGUAUUGGGAUAUGAUCAUUAUGGAUGUUGUAGUUGCCAGACAAAGUUUCUACUACGUGUUCAAUUUGGUGAUUCCCAGUACAAUCAUCACGCUGGUAGCAGUUAUUGGAUUCCAUACUCCAAGUACCAGUGGAAAAAUGAGAGAUGCAAAAUAUCGUUUGGGAAUAAUGACACUGAUGAGUAUGAGUGUUAUCCUUUUAGCAAUUGUUGAGGAUAUGCCUAAGUUCAGCAUGUCAAGCACUCGGCGAGGACGUGGUUCAUUUUCUGGUAUCCCAUUAAUAGGAUUAUAUUACUUUAUACUUCUGGCAGUAAUUGGUCUAUCAACAGUGACAACAUCAAUGUUUGUAUUUUUGGAACGUGAUGUUAAGGGUACCGAACAGAUGCCGUGGUAUCUGCGAUGGCUGUCUUUUGAUAUUUUCAAUAAAAAAUUAAAAAGAGCUGUAGCAGAGCAGAGGCGAAACUCUGGUGAAGCAUUACCGACAGAUGCUUUAUUGACUUUUGAAAACACGAGCUUUGGUAGCAACUGGCAUUUGCAAAACGAAAGGAUCAAAACUAACACACGUUAUGUGGCUAAUUCGUUAGCUGCAAUGGUACCCACAGAACUUCUAUCAAUGCAUAUUGAUACACAAAAGUUAAAAACCAAUUCACCAUCUGCCGAAAACUUUAGCAAAAGAGCAGCCAAAUCCUAUCAUGAUUUGGCGACCUUCUGUGACAAUAUUAAAGAUCUGUUAAACAACCUUGUUUUGGUAGUGGCAAAAAUUGAAGAUUCUGUGCAUGAAAUACGCGAUGAUAUGAUGGCAAUGUUACCUCAAGAGGAUUUACGCGACAAAAGGGAAACAGCAAUUAAACGUUUGGAGAUGUUGUCGUUGGUAUUCUAUGUAUCGCUGGUAUUAAUCGCAAUGUUUUUGUUCUUCUACCAUGAUUGGUACUGUGCAGUUGGACAUAAUCCAUGCAACAAUGAGGAUCUAAAGUGUCCUUGGAUGAAAACUCGGCCAAAUGAUCCAUCCUGUUUACCGUGA